Molecule: messenger RNA, 1542 nt
Organism: Beta vulgaris subsp. vulgaris (sugar beet)
Lineage: Eukaryota; Viridiplantae; Streptophyta; Magnoliopsida; Caryophyllales; Amaranthaceae
Exons: 5
Coding region: 186-1139 (317 amino acids)
Source: RefSeq, a predicted model, not a curated record
UUGAACUCGGCAGGGCUCCUCAAAUUCAACUUGGGUCGAGCCAACCCACAACGAUGUUGGUCACUCCCAGGCCCUAGCCACCACUUAUCGCCUGCGCUUCUGCUCUGAACUCCAGCAACAGAAGAUAAUCUAAUACUAUAAUCUCUACAUUUUUACGAAUUGUAACAGAAAAACCCAACAAAAAUAUGGAUUUGAUAACUCGGAAUGUGAAUAUUCCUUCAAUUUCUCUAACUAAAUUGAAGCACCCAAUAAAAAACAACGAGAAGGAGAAGCUAUUCUUUCGUUUUUGCAACUACCCUUUGCAAAAUUCUUACCUUAGGAACAAAUCUUGCUCAAUUUCAAUCACACGUGCAAGAAAGAAGAAGAAUUCCCAGAAUGAGUCACCAAAUCUUCCACCACCCACCAUUGAAGAAGUGAUUGAAGAUGAUGAAGAUUUUGAUGGAGUAGAAGAAGAUGAACUCUUAAUUACUGAUGAUUUUGAUGAGGAGGAAUUCCUAGAUGACGAUGAGGAUUACUUUGAGGAUGAGUAUGCUACAGAGAAUGCUGAAAUUUAUGCCGGAGAUGGUGCUGAAGGAGGUGGGAUAUCACUUGCUGGAACUUGGUGGGAUAAGGAAGCAUUAACAAUUGCUGAAAAUGUUGCAAAAUCCUUUGAUGGUGAUCUGGGUAUUUAUGCCUUCAGAACCCUAGCAAAUGCCACAAUUCAAGUUCGUAUCGAGAAGCUUUCUACGAAGUAUGGUUCUCCAAACAUAUCUGACAUUGAAGCAUUCUCAGCAGCCUACAGAACACGAUUAGAUGAAGCAGAACUAGCUAAAACCAUACCUGAGAAUAUAUCCCUGGAGGUUUCUUCUCCUGGUGUUGAGAGAGUCAUUCGCAUUCCACAAGAACUUGACAGGUUCAAAGAGAAGCCUAUGUAUGUCAAAUACCUUACUGAAGCUGCUGACUCAUCCUGUGAAAGCGAUGGUGUUUUCAGGCUUGUUUCAUUUGACUUAGAAACAAAAUGUUGUACUUGGGGGCUAGCUGAUGUGAAGAUUAACCGAGAAAAGGCCGGAAAAGGAAGACCAAUGAGUAAAAAACAACGUGAAUGGCGAGUGACGACUUCCUUUGAUUGCAUUCGUUUAGCUCGCGUGUACUCUGAAUGAUUACAUUACACAUAUAGACCCGGGUGUCGUUUGGUAUUAUUGAUGUAGAAGUUGUAGAAAUCAUUUAGAGCCCCGCAACUUUGAGGAUAUUUUUUUGGAUAGUAUCAAACUAUGUAGCGUAGAAACGGAUGGGGUUUCGGAACGGAAACACUUUGGAAACAGGAAAACCUCAAGUCUCAUAAGUUUCCGUGCUUUAUGGGUAUCAAAUAUUAGAAAUCUGAUGUAGUGAAAGCCAUGUAAUAGGACCGCACUGCACAUGCUUAUAUUGUAAAUCAAGAAAUCUAAUUUAAGUUUCGGGAGACUUAGUCAUUCAUGGUCCUUUUGUUUAUCUGUAACCUUUAUAUGUACCUUCUAAUUGAUCAUAGGUAAUGUAUAUUAUACGCGUGAUAUGUUUUUUAAUGUA